UAAUAAUAAGUAUUUCAUAUAAUGGAGGUUAUGUUAAUCAAAAUUUAUAAUUAAAUGUAUAAUUAAAACUUUAUAUCAAAUCUUAAAUAUAAGAUAUGGAUACAGGAAAUUCGAAUGAAAAUUUACAUCCAAUUUUAGAGACUCCUCCACGUGCUGAACGAAAAAGUACACGAGGAUCGCGACAAAAAGGAGUAGAUAGUGUAACAAAAAAAUUUCUACGUAACUUUGAUCCGGAACAUAGUGAAAGAGAAAAACGAAAACUUCAUCGACGAUUGUAUCAAGGUCACAAAAGACAUGCUAUGUAUGAUGAAAAUGGAGUUUAUACUCAAACAGGAGAUGAUCUUUGUGAUUGUUUAAAUUUAAAUUGUGCUGGAUGUCAUUUUCCUUGUCCUAAAUGCAAUUCUCUUAAGUGUGGUCAUGAAUGCAGGAAUAAUCGUAAGUGGACAUAUGAAUCCAUAGAAAAUGAAGGAAGCGAUGUCAUCAUAAAAAAUCCAUUACUGAAAGAAACUUGAAGUUCAAAAAUGAAAUCAGUUAAAUAAUUAUAUCGUUAGUGAUUAUAUUAUUUUUAUAAGAACUUUAUGGCUGUGCUAUGCAAGAACUUUACUAUCAAUUUUUCACCAAGCUGUAUACUUAUAUUUAUUUUCAAUUUUAUUAGCAUUAUACAUUACAAUUAUAAUAAUUAGAAUAUAAAAAAUGAUAUA
Messenger RNA from Apis laboriosa (Himalayan honeybee), 701 nucleotides. RefSeq names its product ARL14 effector protein. The record is from RefSeq and is a predicted model, not a curated record. Gene Ontology annotation, cellular component: intracellular membrane-bounded organelle. The transcript has 3 exons. NCBI's taxonomy places the organism in Eukaryota, Metazoa, Arthropoda, Insecta, Hymenoptera, Apidae. The coding region runs from base 96 to 512 and encodes 138 amino acids.